Messenger RNA from Lepus europaeus (European hare), 993 nucleotides. RefSeq lists its product as uncharacterized. The record is from RefSeq and is a predicted model, not a curated record. NCBI's taxonomy places the organism in Eukaryota, Metazoa, Chordata, Mammalia, Lagomorpha, Leporidae. The coding region runs from base 848 to 982 and encodes 44 amino acids. The transcript is spliced from 2 exons.
AGCCCUUCCGACGCCCCGUCCCCUGGGGAGCAGUUACUGCUCAGCGCUUCCUGAGCAGCUGGAUGAUGUCCUGCUCCCGUUAGCCCUCGUCUGCCGAGGCAGUGAUUCGAUAAUGAGAUCCUGAUUGGAUUAGGGAGCCGUUUGCUUCUUGGAUGAAGAUGUUUAUGGAAGGCCUGAUGGCCACACUGCCUGCUUUUCUCAAAGGUCGAAGAAACAGCCUCUCAGGAAAGCCAGCACCACAAGCAGGUGGUCCGGGAGCUGCACGAAGCGCACGCUUGCCUUUGUUAACCGGGAAACUGUUGUUUGCUCGCCGAAGCCCCAGCUGUGUCCUUUUGCCUCCCAUGUGGAGCGGUUGGAAUUGGAAGUGGGCAGGCCGGGAAGGUGCCUGUAAGCUGCAGGUUCUGUAAAUUAGCUGAGCUCUCACCCGCACGCCUGCCCUGGCCCGUUGAAGACAGGACUUUGGCCUUAGCGGGGUGGUCCCGAGUGCACCUGCUGUGGUUCUGGCUCCCAGACCGAGUGGCUGGGGCUGCUCCCCUUGGGAGUUUGUUAGAAAUGGAACUGUUGGCCUCUAGCCCACCCUCAGUGAUUGGAACAGCAAGAAGGGGCUGGAAGUACCGUCUGCGCCCGCUCGCUCAUCCCAGGCGGCCACACGGAGGGCGGGGUCGCCAGUGCCCCGCCCGGCUGAGCUCGCCUGCGCAGCUCUGCGAGCUGGGAACCUCUCUGGGGUGUAAUUGGCCGCCGGACCACACCUAGUCCUUGAGUGCUGCGCUGCUGCCUGACCGUGCUGCUGCUCUCACCGGAGGAAGGCGAGCCACACGGGGCAGGACUCGGAAACUUGGCCAAGGCGAUGCCGGGCUCGUCCGCCAUCCACGCGCUGCAGCUGCUGCGGGAGCUGCUGGCCUUCGUGCUCCUCAGCUACACGGUGCUCAUCGGGGCGCUGCUGCUGGCCGGCUGGACCACCUACUUCUUGGUGCUGAAGUGACAGCGCCGCCG